GUUCCAGCAAACUUUAAAAAACAAAGAAAGGAGUCACUAGCUCUGGGACAAGCAUCCAAUCAAUCUGAAGACAACGCCAAGAUCACAGAGGAAAACAUCAAGCAGCUUUUCAGUAGACUCAAUCUUAAGUGCAAACUUCAAUCACAAGACUUUUUGCAGGUAACAUCACUGGUGUUGCAGAGACAUGAACCUUGUGAGGAGAGGAACUUGGUACAAACUUUCAUACAACAACUCCUGAUGAUGGAUUACAGAGCAAGAUACAUUCAAAUAAAAGAAAGAAAACAUGAGCUGAACAAUCACAGGACAUCAGCUUUAGAUACAAGAGAAAGUGAUGCUUUUGAGGACAUUUUCGGGAGUAAAAUACAUCCUCUUCACCCAAUGGACAUUCAGAUGGCAGUGUUUCUCCAUGCAGAUAACUUUCUUCGUCAGCUUAUAGCAACCAAACUCUCACAGUGUCAGUAUGCUGUUCCUCUGCUUGUGCCCAAUCCUUUCUACCAAAAGAUUGAGUUUCCAUUAUGGACCUUCCGACAAAUCAAGAAGAGUUGGAAGUUAUAUGAAAAGAAUGAAAGCAAAAUUCAGCCAAUCUACCAGGCAGAGACGCAUAUGGUUGCAUUUUUCAGGUUGUCAGCAGUUUCUACAUCCAAAUCUCAAAUCAUGAACAAUUUGAUCAAUGAACGGCAUGAGACUUUCUUUCACAGGCACUGCCGUGGAAGCAGCAAAUCUCGUCUGCUGAUGGAUGGAGUUGUUGAGAUCGCCUGGUAUUGCCCGUCUGGAGAGAAGACAGAUAAAUUCACUGAUUGUGUUGCGUUCUGUAAUCUUCAUGGUGAUGCACAACCUCAUGAGACACAGCUAAAAAUCCUCACUGAAGAGUCCUCCAUAAAUGUUGUGAUUUUGCCUCAUCUGGAUAGAAAUCACAAAAGUAUGACAAUUGUGGAAGAGCUGUACAACAACUCAAAGCCACUUAUCUGCCUUCUGACUGAAGACGAAUCUGUUUUGACAGAGAUGCGAGGAGGCAAAUAUAAAAUCGGUUUAAAAGAUAGAAAUAAAUUUGAGGUGUCUGAAGAACUGAGAAGAACCAUCAAUGAAUGCCUCUCAAAAACAAUGUCCAAAUUUAAACUUUCAGAUAUGGUCAAACACUCAGAAGUCAAAGUAGAUGAGAAUGAUGAAGACUGCAAGAGGGCCCAUGAAAUGGCAAAACAGAUGACAACAUUACUAGAAAACAAUGAACUCUCUAAAAUUAAAGAAACAUUUCUGCCAUGUCAGGGGAAGUUGUGGCACGAUUGGUGUCAGAAGAACAAAGAACUACAUCAACCUCAAGGAAACAACAUUGAAAUACAUAACAACCAAAAGCAAAUGGAAAUGUUUAAAAUCCGAGAAAAGCAGAAAGAAUCUGGUGUGACAACAUUUAUGAAAAUGUUUAUUGAAAAACUCGACUCUAGCAAUGAUAAUGAGAAGAUGUAUUUCAUCAGAUGGCUUGGGUUCUUGCUGGAUGAAUAUACUUCAGAAGACCUCACAGCACUUCAUCAUAAAUAUGAUCAAAAAUGGUCAAAAGUGUUGGAUUUGAAAAAGAAACAUGAUAAAUCUGAGCAACUGAAAGAAGAACAAACACAACUUGAGAAAAUGUAUGAAAAACUCAAUGAAGCAACAUUUGGUUUGGAACACUUGCUGAGAGAGAUUGGCCAGAUAUAUGAAUCACAUGAAUCUGUCAAGAAGAAUAAAGUAACAGGAUAUCAAUUCAAUGUUAGUUCUCUCCCACGACUUGCCGCAGAGCUCAUGGUUUCUGGAUACCCAUUGGAGCUGAUGGAUGGUGAUGCAGCUCAUGUUCCUCUGAUUUGGGUUAAAGCUGUUCUAGAUGAGCUUAUCAAGAUACUAGGAGACCAGAGAGUCUUUGUCUUGUCUGUUUUGGGGAUUCAGAGUACUGGCAAAUCCACUUUGCUGAAUGCCAUGUUUGGAUUGCAGUUUGCAGUCAGUGCUGGCAGGUGCACCAGAGGAGCCUUCAUGCAGCUGGUCAAGGUGUCAGAAGAACUGAAAGAAGAUUUAAAUUUUGAAUACCUUCUUAUUGUUGAUACUGAGGGGCUCCGUGCUCUUGAAUUGGCUGGCAGGUCAACAAGACAUCACGAUAAUGAAGUGGCAACAUUUGUGGUCGGUCUUGGUAAUAUGACCUUGAUCAGCAUGUUUGGUGAAAAUCAGGACAUCCUUCAGAUUGUUGUUCAAGCCUUUUUGAGGAUGAAGAAGGUGCGACUGACUCCAAGCUGCAUGUUUGUGCAUCAGAAUGUUGGAGACGUCACAGCUGAUGAGAAUAACAUGAAAAGACGUUUACAAGAGAAACUGGAUGAGAUGACUCAGUUAGCUGCUAAAGAGGAAGGUUGUGAUGUUGAAUGUUUCAGUGAUGUCAUUCAAUUUGAUAUAAAGUCUGAUGUGCGGCAUUUAGACCAACUCUGGGAGGGCAGCCCACCUAUGGCUCCACCCAAUCCAUGUUACAGUGAAAAUGUGCAAGAACUUAAGAACGCUAUACUCUCUCAUGCUUCUGAAUCUAAUGGUGUAACACUGGCACAAUUCAGAGAUCGUAUUGGUGACCUCUGGAAUGCACUUAUGAAUGAAAACUUCAUUUUCAGCUUAAAGAAUACUCCAGAGAUUGCAGUGUACAGAGCGUUAGAGGAAAAGUGUGCAAAGUGGACCUGGAGUCUCAGGAGUGCCAUGCUGGAGAUUGAAGAUAAACUGCAUAACAGAAUCAACAACAGGCAACUAGAUAAAGUUGAAAGUAUAGACCUGGAAAAUAAAAUGGCUAAUACCACUAAAAAAGUCAACAACUGUGUUAAGUAUUACUUUGAAGAACACAAAGAAAAGGACAUACUGACUCAAUGGAGAUUACAAUUUCAUGAAAAAAUCAAACACUUACAAGGGGAACUUGUAAGAGAUGCGAAACAAAGGUUAGAUAACAUAAUAUACCAAAGAGAUGCUCUUGAAAAACUGGUCGAUAAGAAAACCUUGCAUGAAAGAAAACUUCUUGAGAAAAGCAAAGAGCUCGCGUUCAGUCUUAAACUAAAACAUCUUGAUGAGAAUGAGCUGAAGACAGAGUUUGAUGAAGUUUGGGAGAAGUGGGUCACUGAGCUGGCAGGAAGUGUUCGCCCUUUUGAAGAUAUUAACAUAGAGAAUGCUGUAUUGACAUUCCUGCAUGAAAUUUACGGAGAAGCACUUGUGCGUGAAAGAUUUCCGGAAUUCUUCAACAUAAAUGAAAUUCAUGAUUUCACCACUUAUGUGAAUUGUAUCAAAAAUUCGAAUGGCUCCAAAGAAUUAACACCAUAUGAACAUGCAUCAAUAGAGCAAUUGGUGCACAACAUCAUUCAUCAAACCGAGAAACACGUUUGGUCAAAAUCAGUUGCAAAGAUGGGUUACAAAACAAGCUAUAUUCAAGAAAUCGAACAACUUGUAAAAAAGACUAUAAAAGGACAUUUGUGUAAUUGCAUAAAUUAUGAAUUCAAGAAAGAGUUUACUGUGGAUUUGAUGCUUUUUAUGUGUAGAAAGGCAGGCAUGAUGUUUAAAGAACUUCAUCAUCUCUACAUAGAGGCUAAUGAUCCAUUGAUUUAUUUAGAGAAAAAGAAACCUGAAUACUACAGCGUCUUUCAAGGUUUCUGCAGAGGUGCAACAUCUGCUGCAAUUUUUGGAUCCUUGAUUUGUAAUGAACUGAAAGAAGCUAUUCUCCAAAGUGUCUACAACAAAACUGCAUAUGAUCUUGCAGGAGAGAUGCUGAUGAAUAUUCCAGCUUUCAAAGGUAACAGAUCCAACCUGGAGAAACACAUUCUGAAAACCUUAGCAGAGAAAGAGGACUUUUACAAGUUCAUUGAGUACAUCCACUAUCUCAGAGACCACCUUGAAGAUUUUAUCAAAACUCAAGUUGAAGCAUACAUAAAAGGAGAGAAGUCCUCAGCUCUUGCCAUUUUGAAAGCAAACAUUAGACACAAGGAGCACUGUGUUAAUAAAGCUGCUGGAACAGCAACAGAUGAGGUCUUGAGUAAAAGAGGAGAUGCAAAUAUGUGGCUAAACGUUUUCUCAAGCUGUCUGAAAGAUGAGCUUGAAUACAAUAAAGAUCAUCUGACUGUUGACAGCUUUCAAAUAAUCACUGACUUUGAACUUCUAGAAGAGGUUGUAAAGAAAGAACUUUGCCACAUCACAGAAGACUUAAAUGGACAUCUAAAGAAUGCAUCUGAUAUUAACAUGACCAUGUUCAGGAAACAACCAGAUGAGAUUUUGAUUGAGCAUUUCUGUAAGUGCUGCUGGGUUGAAUGUCCCUUCUGUGGAGUUGUUUGUGUUAACACAAUUGAAGGCCAUCCUGGAGAUCAUACUGCUCCCUUUCAUCGAAACUGUGGGAUGACAGGGAUGAUUUACAAAAAAACGGAUCAUCUAAGCUGGAGUGUGUGCACAUCUGCAGUGGCCAGUAACCGUUUCUUUUUCAAAUCUGAUGAUUCAGAUGACAAAAUUCUAUGGAGGAAGUACAGAACCGCAGGUUCUGAGUUCGCAAGUUGGUGCAUCACACCUGAUCUCUCAGAGCUGCCGUACUGGAAGUGGUUUGUGUGUCGAUUUCAGGGUGAUUUGGAAUACUACUAUGAAAAAACUUUUAAGGGCCAGAUUCCAGAUAAUUGGAGAUCCUUCACAAAAAAGGAAGCUCUCGAAAGUUUGGAUAAAUACAUAUGCAAUGAUAAGCUGGGAUAAAUAUAGGGUCAUAUAGUAAAUGUACCUAACAGAUCCAUGUGCACACUUUUAAUGAAAGGUGUAAUGUAACAGUGAAUUUUAAAGAUAAUAUUGUGAUACAUGCAUGUUUAAUCUUAUAGGGUCUAAUUGUAUUGUGAACACAUUUGACAAGGCACUGUAAAUAGGAUUAACAAAAAACGAAAGUAUAUCACCACAGCUAACCAUUUGCAUCAAGAGCCUUUACAAUGAAAUGUUAAAAUAUUCAGAUUAGCAUGUUUUGAUUACUAGAAAUCUACAGACUAAAGUAAGUGGGCUUAAAACAAACACAGUUUGGACGUUUUAUUUUUAUUAUAGUAAAAAACAUGAAAACAAAAUAUACUAAAAUCUCAAAACUACAUGAAACAGUGUCCUGCCUUAAACAGUAACUUCAUAAUUUUGCUAAAGAAGACCAUGGUCUCUGUGUGAACUGAUUAUUUGGUAAGAAUUUGUUGAAUAUGAAACAAUUGCAUGAGUGU
Molecule: messenger RNA, 5204 nt
Organism: Misgurnus anguillicaudatus (oriental weatherfish)
Lineage: Eukaryota; Metazoa; Chordata; Actinopteri; Cypriniformes; Cobitidae
Source: RefSeq, a predicted model, not a curated record